AUGAAGAUGGUAGCCUUCUCCCGCGCUUUGCUCUCCUUGAGCACCAUUUUUGUCAAAAUAGCAUCCGCUUCCAGAUGCUCGCCAGCCUUUAUCGAAAAGCCAAAUUUGUCUGGAGCUUCAAUUCUCGAUAUUCAAGCCCAGGAAGCCCAUAACUUUUCCGCCACUAGCCUUGGCCCAGGAACGAACGAAGGCGGCCGAUAUACGAUCAGUUUCUGCAACGUUACCGUUACCCACACCCAUCCGGGCUGGAAUGACACAAUCUAUACUCAAGUAUGGCUCCCGCUUCGGGAAUGGAAUGGCAGGUUUCAAGCCUUGGGUGGUGGAGGCUACGCUACAGGUUUUGGCGAGACCUACCUCACAUACGCUGUCGCAAGAGGAUUCGCAUCUGCCUCUACUUAUGGGGGGGUACCGGUGGCAAAUGGGAAAGACACUAUGCCUACGGACCUGUCAUGGGCUCUUAGUAGCGAGAACAACGUGAACUGGUCCCUCCUAGAGGAUUAUGCAUCGAAGGCAACAAUCGACAUGGCCGUGAUUGGACAGCAGAUUACCAAGUCCUACUACGAAAAGCCCGCAAACUAUUCAUAUUUUGCCGGAUGCUCUGGUGGUGGACGGCAGGGUCUCUUGAUGGCACAGAAGUACCCCGAUGUUUUCGAUGGGAUAUUAGCUGUCGCCCCGGCUCUCAAUAUACAACGCUUCAUUCCUGCAGGCUUCUGGGCCUCACAAGUCAUGAACGAAAUUGGAGUUUAUCCAUCGCCCUGCGAAGUCAGAUCUUUUGUCAAAGCAGCCGUUGAGGCUUGCGAUCGACUAGAUGGAGUUGAAGACGGUAUCAUUAGCUCCCCAGACCUCUGUCAAGUUAAUGCUUCCGACUUUGUUGGCAAGAGCUACACUUGCAACGGAAUUCCGAAAACCUUCAGUGCUUCCAGCGCGAAGGUUAUCCAAGCUGCUUGGUCUGGCUCUCGCUCCGUCUCUAAGCGCGAUGGUUGGUAUGGGGUCAACAAAGACGCAGCGCUCGGCACUACCUAUGUCCCUACCGCGUGCCCUGCGAACAAUACAUGUUACUCUUCUGGAAGUGACUUGUUUGGCAACUGGCUCAAGUAUCUUGUUGCUAAGGACUCGAGCUUUUCAACCGGCAACAUGACUCAGGAGGAGUUCUUCGAAGGCCUCCGCUCUUCAAACAUUGAUUAUUCAGCGAUGCUCGGGACGAAUGACCCCGAUCUCUCCAACUUCAAGGCAAAUGGCGGCAAAAUGAUCACUUGGCAUGGGAUGGCAGAUGAAGCUAUCCCACCGCUUGGAACGAUUGCCUACUACGAGGAAGUGCUGAAAAACGAUCCAAAAGCUCAUGACUUCUAUCGCUUCUUCGAAGCGCCUGGUGUUGGCCAUUGCUACGGUGGACUUGGGCCUAUUCCAAACGGAGCGAUGUCCCAACUGCUUGAAUGGGUUGAGAACGGCCAUGCCCCUGCUGUUCUGCAUGCCACUAAAGGUAGCAACAACACAGCGAGAGACCUUUGCCCAUAUCCUCUUCGGCAGAAGUACAUUGGGGGAGAUCCCAGAAAUGCAACCUCCUUCACCUGUGCAAAAUAG
Molecule: messenger RNA, 1581 nt
Organism: Aspergillus pseudoviridinutans
Lineage: Eukaryota; Fungi; Ascomycota; Eurotiomycetes; Eurotiales; Aspergillaceae
Exons: 1
Coding region: 1-1581 (526 amino acids)
Source: RefSeq, a predicted model, not a curated record